Molecule: messenger RNA, 1064 nt
Organism: Eurypyga helias (sunbittern)
Lineage: Eukaryota; Metazoa; Chordata; Aves; Eurypygiformes; Eurypygidae
Product: tRNA wybutosine-synthesizing protein 4-like
Exons: 7
Biological process (GO): tRNA methylation; wybutosine biosynthetic process
Molecular function (GO): tRNA methyltransferase activity
Source: RefSeq, a predicted model, not a curated record
GGGCUAUUACAUCCGCGCCCGAGCUGUGGAUCACUGUGUUCGCGACUUCCUGCUACGGACCCAAGGCUGCCCUCGGGCUCAGAUCCUCUCUUUAGGGGCUGGCUUCGACUCCUUGUACUUCCGUCUGAAGGACGUGGGUCUCCUGCAUCGCACUGUGGUGUACGAGGUGGAUUUCCCAGACGUGGCAUGUCAGAAGGCCACUCUGAUCAGAAGGACGAGGGAGCUGUCAGUGCUGGUGGGCACCGUCGGGGAGGAAGGGUCAGGACUCGUUGCCUUUGCUGGGGAGGAUUAUAAGUUACUGGGAGCGGAUCUCUCGGAGCUGCCUGAGCUGGAGAGAGCCCUGGCGGAGGCAGGACUGGAGCCUGGAGUCCCCACGCUCCUCGUAGCAGAGGUGGUGCUCGCCUACAUGGACAGCAGCAGGUCGGAUGCCGUGAUUCGGUGGGCAGCGGAGCGCUUCCCUCGGGCGUGCUUCCUGCUGUACGAGCAGACGUGCCCGCAGGACCCCUUUGGCCGUGUCAUGCAGCAGCAUUUUAGCCAGCUCAACUCCACGCUUCGGUCUUUGGCGCAGUACCCCGACAGCGAGGCGCAGCGCAGGCGCUUUCUUGCGAAGGGCUGGACGGAGUGCAGUGUCAUGGACAUGAACGAGUUCUUCACCUGCUGUACCCCACAGGCUGAGCAGCAGAGGGUGCAGGCUCUGGAGCCUUUUGAUGAGUAUGAGGAAUGGCAUCUGAAAUGUGCUCACUAUCUCGUCCUGGCUGCGUCAAGGGGGAUGGAGCCUUCCUGGACUCCGUUGCUGCCCACUGUGACAGCUCCUCGGGACGGGCCUGUGGGGCCGGCUGGGACCAUCCCCGCAGCAGCAUGCGCACUGCGCUCCGGAAGCUCCGGCCUGAGGCGUUACGGCCACCGCUGUGUCCUGAUCGAACCCCACGUGAUCCUCACCACCGGAGGCUUCGGGGAGCAGGAGGGGCGGCACGGCCGCAUGCGCCGUGUUCAUGUGCUCAUCAAGGACGCGGGCCGCUGGAGAGCGGGCUGCCUGAGGGAGGGACGUCCCGAGGAAAGCUGGG